Molecule: messenger RNA, 871 nt
Organism: Poeciliopsis prolifica (blackstripe livebearer)
Lineage: Eukaryota; Metazoa; Chordata; Actinopteri; Cyprinodontiformes; Poeciliidae
Product: toll-like receptor 8
Biological process (GO): positive regulation of interleukin-6 production; canonical NF-kappaB signal transduction; defense response to virus
Cellular component (GO): plasma membrane
Molecular function (GO): pattern recognition receptor activity
Source: RefSeq, a predicted model, not a curated record
AUGCACUGGAAAGCUAUUCACAGCUACAACAGCCUGAAAAAUGUUUAUGACAUCUUUGUGACCUAUGACACCAAGGAUCCACAUGUCUCUGAGUGGGUAAUGAUGAAUCUGCGGGUGAAAUUGGAAGAGGAAGGCGAUAAACUUCUUCCUUUGUGCUUGGAGGAGAGAGACUGGCCUCCAGGAGUCCAACUAGUGGACAACCUUGCACAGAGCAUCCAAAACAGUCGCAAAACCCUGUUUGUCUUGACAGAGGGCUACGUUAAGACUGGCAAGUAUCUGGCCCACCAGAGACUGCUGGAUGAAAAUAUGGAUGUGAUCGUUCUGCUGAUGCUCGAACCUGUCCUCCAACAUUCUCACUUCCUGCGCCUGAGGAGGAGACUUUGUGAGAAAAGUGUUGUGGAGUGGCCCAGAACCGCAGCUGCUGAGCCCUGGUUCUGGCAGAACCUUAAAAAUGUUUUAAGAGUUGAUAAUCAUGCUAUAUCCAAUAAGACAUAUACAAAAAUCUUAAGCACAGAGUAAGAAGGAAGACAAAGUGACAGACUGCUGCUUCCCAAGUGCCGGACCAAUAGAUUCAAGAACUCCUUUGUCCCCCACUCCUUCAGACUGUACAACUCCUCAUUUGGGGGUGGGAGGUGACACAGGACAGAGGGAAGGAGUAGUGACCCCUUGUACUUUUCUGGAAAUAUUCACACUUAUCAGGCCAAACCAUAUAGUGCAAUAUCAUAUCACUGGUCAAUCUAUCCACCAAAUUGCUAUAUUUUCCUUUUGUGUUGUAUUUAUAUUCUUUGUUUUGUAUUUAUAUUCUUAUUACAUUUACUGUGUACCUUGUAUUUAAUUUGUAUUUUUUUGUGUAUACUUACUGUGUGCCACU